Odontomachus brunneus is the source of this 962-nucleotide messenger RNA. Its product is annotated as cilia- and flagella-associated protein 299-like. Lineage: Eukaryota; Metazoa; Arthropoda; Insecta; Hymenoptera; Formicidae. The record is from RefSeq and is a predicted model, not a curated record. The transcript is spliced from 2 exons. Bases 144 to 860 code for a protein of 238 amino acids.
UUUUAAACAUGGUGAAAUUGGGAGCUUAGCAAACUGCCAAAAUUCAGAAUCAUUACUGACGGAGGAUUCCGACAACGUUAAAUUGCAAGUUUCGAGAGCACGUCAUUGCUCCGCUCUAUAUCUCUCUCUCUCUCUCCUCAAACAUGACGGUCAUCGGAACACGGAUCGACAGUGACAGGCGCUUGCUCGAGUUUCAAAAUUACGAGGAUUAUCUGGACUCGUUGGUGAGCUCCGCGGACAUAUACUACCUGAAAAGUAGCAAAACCGCGCGUCAAUUAGCCGAGCUCGGCUACCGCUGCACCGGCGAGACCCUGAGCGAGGAGAGCUUUUAUCGUCGCUCACGGAUCGUCCGGAAUCUGCUUUUUCCCGUACACAGACCUUACGUGCUCACGUCGGAGUUCGUAAAGCCCAGCGGUAAGCUAAUGGAAGAGUUAGCUCUGCGCGAACGAUCCAACCGACUGAAUGUUUUGUCGACUGUCAUAUUCCUCCGACAUUUGACGAAGCGCUCGCAGUUCGAGGAGUCCGCUUACAUCGAUUUCGGCGACCGUCUCGAGAAGGAGAACUGGCUGCCGUACUACCGAGGGGAGAGACGAUUGUUGCCGCGCAAACGGGAUCUCGCGUAUUAUCAUUGGAGGCUGGGAAAGGCACGUCUGAACGAGAGCCGCAAUUACCUGCCGAUCGUGGAUCCCGAGCGCGGCCUGUUGCUCAAGAAUAUUCACGACAGACAGAUGAUCAUCGUCGACCCGGCCGUUGCGUCGCCAGGUGUACAUACGACACGAAUACGGAUACACUGUCCAUUUUACGAACACGUGAUAUUAUACGACCAUGUGGUCAGAAGCAAAAUCUCCCACGAGAAUUAGGCGACGGUUUAGAUGCGACAGGACGAUCCGUGCGCAUUUGAUUGGUCUCGUGUCACAGGCAGUUGAAUCGAGUGGACACGGAAGGAACCCACUUACUUCUCU